Trichosurus vulpecula (common brushtail) is the source of this 6491-nucleotide messenger RNA. It is a transcript of the gene TOGARAM1, whose product is annotated as TOG array regulator of axonemal microtubules 1. The coding region runs from base 271 to 5844 and encodes 1857 amino acids. Gene Ontology annotation, molecular function: microtubule binding. The transcript has 22 exons. The record is from RefSeq and is a predicted model, not a curated record. Gene Ontology annotation, cellular component: cytoplasmic microtubule; cilium. Gene Ontology annotation, biological process: microtubule cytoskeleton organization. NCBI's taxonomy places the organism in Eukaryota, Metazoa, Chordata, Mammalia, Diprotodontia, Phalangeridae.
AUUUUGUUGAGAGGUGCCUCCUGUAGCCGGGGGCGGCUUGGGAGCGCUCAGCUCCGGUGGGGCCGUGGCGCCAGAGGCAGAAGAAGAGGAGGACGAGGACGAGGAGGAGGAAGAAGAGAAGGAGGGAAUCUCUCUCGGCCCUGGCUUCGGCAGCUGCUUUUCCCCUUCUGUAGCUGGGGAGCCUGGAGAAGAAAAGGGAGGGGAGGGCUCCGCCGGGCCCCUAGAAGACUGCGAUGGUUCCCCGCCGCCGCAGCUUCCCGACGCCCCUCCAUGGCGUCCGCGCCCCCGGUGCUUCUCCUGCCGCAGGCCGGGUUCCUAGCCCCCAGCGCCUAUCGGCCCCGGAGCAGCUGCCGCCCUUCCACCCCAGAGACUGAUGAAAACCGACCUCGGCGGACGAUGAGAGAGGAGAAAAGCUACUGCUGCCGCGGAGCCGCAGGCGACCAGGGCUCGUGCCCCGCGGCCCCUCCGGCCCUGUCCCCGACCACGACCGCGCUCUUUCUCCCGGCGGAGGACGCUGUCACCAGUGGCUGGUCCAGGGCCGGAGGGAGCCUGCCGGGAGGGGAGGAAGAGGAGACCCGGCUCCUGCAGCUCCUCCGCACGGCGCCGGAGCCGUCCGAGGCCUUCCAGGCUCUGCAGGCUGCCCUGCCCCGGCGGGGCGGGCGCCUCGGUUUCCCGAGACGGAAGGAAGCGCUCUAUCGGGCCCUUGGCCGGGUGCUGGUGGAGGGGGGCCUGGAGGAGAAGCGGCUUUGCUUGCAACUUCUCUCUGACGUGCUCCGGGGUCAGGGGGAGGCGGGCCAGCUGGAAGAGGCCUUCAGCCUGGCUCUUCUGCCGCAGCUCGUGGUGUCCCUGCGAGAGGAGAACCCGGCCUUGAGGAAGGAUGCGCUGCAGAUCCUGCACCAGUGUUUGAAGCGGAGCCCCACGCAGGUGCUGCAGGUGCUCAUUCAGCGAGGCUUGGAGAGCGCCGAUGCCCGGCUCCGGGCUUCCACUGCGCUCCUGCUCCCCAUUCUGCUCACUCCCCCGGAUCUGUUGUUCGGUCUGGAUCUCACCGAAAUCACGCUGUCCCUGGCCCGCAAACUUGGGGAACAGGAGGAAGAAGAAGAGGCUGAGAUAGCUUUUUCUGCGCUGCAACAAAUAGGGGAGCGCCUGGGCCAAGACCGGUUUCAGUCUUACAUCUCUCGCCUGCCCUCAGCCCUGAGGAGACACUACAAUCGUCGUAUAGAGUCCCAGUUUGGGGGUCAGGUUCCUCAUUAUUUGGAACUCGAAACCUCGGAGUUUCCUGAAGAUCCCCUCCCCUGCCCAGCAGCACCUUCCAGCAGCCACCUCAAGUUUGGUGUUAUUCCCCAGGAGUUGCAUACCAGGUUACUAGAUCAGGAGGACUAUAAGAGUCGGACUCAGGCAGUGGAGGAACUCAAGCAGGUGCUGGGAAAGUUUAGCCCUGUCUCCACUCCUCAUUCUAGUCUCAUAGGUUUCAUUAGCUUAUUGUAUAACUUGUUAGAUGAUUCUAACUUCAAAGUGGUUCACGGCACACUUCAGGUACUGCACCUGUUGGUGACCCGCCUUGGGGAACAGGUACAACAAUUCUUGGGACCAGUCAUUGCUGCCACGGUCAAAGUACUAGCAGACAACAAGUUGGUAAUCAAGCAAGAAUACAUGAAAAUUUUCCUUAAGCUGAUGAAGGAAGUAGGUCCUCAGCAGGUGCUGUGUUUAUUGCUGGAACAUCUCAAACAUAAGCAUUCCAGAGUGAGAGAAGAGGUGGUGAAUAUAAGUAUUUGCUCCUUGCUGACCUAUCCAAGUGAGGAUUUUGACUUGCCCAAACUGGCUUUUGGUCUUGCCCCAGCUCUAGUUGAUAGUAAGCGUAGGGUACGCCAAGCUGCUCUGGAGGCCUUUGCAGUAUUGGCAUCUUCAAUGGGCUCGGGUAAAACCAGUGUACUUUUCAGAGCUGUUGAUGCUGUUGAACUUCAAGACAAUGGAGAUGGAGUGAUGAAUGCUGUGCAAGCCAGGUUAGCUAGGAAAACUCUUCCAAGGCUAACAGAACAGGGAUUUGUGGAAUAUGCAAUACUCAUGCCAUCUUCUGCCCAGGGCAGAUCAACCCACUUGCCCCAUGGAGCAGAUACAGACUGGCUUCUGGCAGGUAACAGAACUCAAAGUGCACACUGUCAUUGUGGUGACCAUUCAAGGGAUAGUAUGCAAAUAUAUGGCUCUUAUAGUCCAUCUGCUGAUCAGACUAUCUGUACUCGAAGGGUGUUAAGUGCAGGAAAAGGAAAAAAUAAAUUACCAUGGGAAAAUGACCAACCUGGAGGCAUGGGAGAAAACCGGACAUCCCAUUCAAAGGAAAUAGAGGAGUUCUCUGCAUAUGAUUUCAUCCCAGCUCCAAAAUUAAGGCCCUCUCAAGGAAUGCCAGUCAGUGAUGAUUUAUGUUUUAGCAGAAAAAGAGUGUCAAGGAAUUUAUUUCAAAAUACCUUGGAUUUUAACCCAGAGCCACCUCACGUAUAUGCUGGUACCACUGGGUCUCAUCAAACAAACACUACAGGAAAAUGUGGACAACUAGGCUUUUCACAGAUGAGUGGGAAAAGUGGCAGUGUGGAUUCUGAUUUGCAGUUUUUAGGAGCAAAUAACAGUCGUCAAGAUAAAGUGUGUGCAAGCUUAAAUUUUGGCGGUAAAACUCAACAAACAUUUGGUAGUCCUGCAGAACAUACUUUAUCAUAUCCUAGUACCAAUACAAGCCAGGGAGCUCUCAUCCUUCCGUCCUAUCCACUCUCAUCACCUCGAACCAGUCCAAAACACACAUCCCCUCUUAAUGGAUCUCCAAAGAAGUCUCAGGAUAAUUCUGUUAACUUCUCAAAUUCCUGGCCUCUUAAGAGCUUUGAAGGGCUACCGAAGCCAAGUCCCCAGAAAAAGCUCUUCAGUCAAAAAUCAGUGGAUGCUUCAGGAGAAAAUUCACAAGAAAAACCUUCUCCUAUACAACUUAAACCUGCAUUGGUGAGAUCACCAUCUUCCCGGAGAGGCCUAAAUGGAACAAAACCAGUUCCACCAAUUCCACGGGGUAUAAGUCUAUUGCCUGACAAAGCAGAUUUUAUCACUGUGGAACUUGAAAAAAAAGAUCAUAUUUGGAGGAAUGAAAAAGACAAUCUUGCAAUUGAUCUUUCUGAAUUAAAUGUCAGAGAUAAGGAAUCAGAUCAGGAAGAGAUGCAGAGCUCCCUUAGAUCUCUUCGUAAUAGUGCAGCUAAGAAAAGGGCAAAGCUGAGUGGCAGUACUUCUGACCUUGAAAGCCCUGAUUCUGCAAUUAAACUGGACUUGAAUAUGGACUCCCCAUCCCGGUCAUCAUCUCCAAACAUCAGCUCAUACAGUGAAAGUGGAGUUUACAGCCAAGAGUCCUUGACUUCUUCUCUAUCAACAACUCCCCAGGGAAAGAGAAUAAUGGCAGACAUCUUUACUACGUUUGGAUCCAAACCUUAUUCAACAAGACUGUCUUCUGCAAAAAAUAAGAAUUCUCCUGUAGUGGAACAGAACUCCAAUUCAGGAAUCACAUCAAAUGUGAGCAUAAUUGGCCAGCGCAUGAACUAUGGAUAUGGUUGUGGUGAUUUUGAAGAUGACAAGUUGCAAGAUGUUUCACCUAGUGUUUUUAAAAUGCAAAAUAAAGAACACCUGAAGCAUUAUAAACAUACGAAAGGAUUUACAGGGUCAUCAAAUUUACAGCAAAUUUCAAAUUUUGACUUCACUUCAACAAAUACCUUAUCAGAAGACUCAGUAGUAGUUGUUGGAAAAGGUGUUUUUGGAAUCUCAAGUUCAGUUUCAGUUACAAGCAAUCAAUCAGUGAUACCCUCUGUGGAAAAUGGGGAUACAUUCUCUAUUAAACCAAGCAUUGAGCCACCAUCGGGGAUUUAUGGAAGAGCAGUCCAACAGAACAAUCUACCAUAUCUGGAUGUUGAGAAUGAGAAAGAUAUUAAAGCUUCUAUUUCAAAAUCUACUUAUGACAAGAUGAGACAGAAGAGAAAGGAAGAAAAAGAAAUAAGUCAUAAAGAACUUUUUGAAGUCAAAGAUCAUGAAAAAAAGGAACAUAAUCCCAGAGAACGAAUUAAGCAUACUGAAGCUGAGAGAAUGGCAACCGAAAACUUGAGUAUUUUUGGAGAUGAGGUGGUAAUAUCAGGUUUAUCUUUAGAAAGUGUUGCCUUCAGCCCUUCAUCAAAAGGAGUGUCCUAUUUAAAAAGAUCACCAUCUUUACUUUUUUCAGAGUCAGGUGAUGUGUCUCCUGGGGCCAGACCACAAUACAAAGAAAGAAUCCCAUCUGUCACACAUAGUCCAGAAAUAAUGGAUCCAUCUGAACUAAGGCCUUUUUCCAAACCAGAAGUAGCACUUACCGAAGCCCUAAGACUUUUAGCUGAUGAUGAUUGGGAAAAAAAAAUUGAAGGACUGAAUUUUAUACGAUGUUUAUCUGCUUUCCAUUCCGAUGUCUUGACUGUAAAGUUGCAUGAAACAAGUUUUGCUGUUGUUCAAGAGGUGAAGAAUUUACGCUCUGGAGUUUCUCGUGCUGCUGUGGUCUGUUUAGGUGAUCUCUUUACUCAUCUGAAAAAGAAUAUGGAUCAAGAAAUAGAUAACACAGUAAAAGUUCUGUUGCAUAAAGCUGGUGAAUCAAAUACAUUUAUAAGAGAAGAUGUAGACAAAGCAUUGAAGGCUAUGGUUAAUAAUGUAACUCCAGCACGUGCAGUUAGUUCUCUAAUAAAUGGAGGACAAAGCCAUCUACACAUUGCAGUAAGAAGAUGUACAGCCCAGCACUUGUCUGAUGUCGUGGAGCAAAUGGAACCAGAACGCAUUUUGUCAGGAACAAAGGACCUGGCUGACCGGAUAUUGCCUGCUGCUGCUAAGUUUGCACAGGACAGCUCACAAGAAACUAGGUAUUAUGGUCGAAAGAUGCUGUUCCUCAUGAUGUCUCAUCCUAAUUUUGACAAAAUGCUUGAAAAAUAUGUACCAUGUAAAGAUUUGCUUUAUAUUAAAGAAUCUGUUAAAAACUUGCGUCAAAAGGGAUUAGGAGAGAUACCUUUAGACACUCCAUCAGCCAAAGGAAGACGUUCUCAUGCUGGCAGUGUUGGAAGUACAAGGGAGAUUAUAGACGUACGAGAAAUACGAAAAACUGUUCCCCGAGGUUCUUUGGAAAGCGCUGAAUAUAUUAAGGUCAUAACAGGUUUAUUAAAUGCAAAAGACUUCCGAGAUCGAAUUAAUGGGAUCAAGCAACUUUUAUCAGACACUGAAAACAAUCAAGAACUUGUUGUUGGAAACAUUGUAAAGAUCUUUGAUGCUUUUAAAUCUCGGCUACAUGACUCAAAUAGUAAAGUAAAUCUAAUAGCUCUGGAAACAAUGCAUAAAAUGAUUCCUUUGCUCAGAGAUAACUUAUCACCUGUAAUCAACAUGCUCAUUCCAGCAAUAGUGGAUAAUAAUCUAAAUUCCAAGAAUCCAGGAAUUUAUGCUGCUGCCACAAAUGUUAUUCAUGCUCUGAGUCAGCAUAUUGACAAUUACCUACUUCUGCAGCCUUUCUGUACAAAAGCACAGUUUUUAAAUGGAAAAGCAAAACAGGAUAUGACUGAAAAGCUUGCUGAUCUUGUUAUGGAUCUCUAUCAAAGGAAACCUCAUGCUAUAGAACAGAAGGUGUUGGUUGUCCUCUGGCACCUAUUAGGCAAUAUGACAAAUAGUGGCUCACUACCUGGAGCUGGAGGGAAUAUCCGAACAGCCACAGCUAAAUUAUCAAAAGCACUUUUUGCACAAAUGGGUCAAAGUCUACUAAACCAGGCUGCAUCCCAGCCACCACAGAUUAAAAAGAGUCUAGAAGAAUUGCUUGAAAUGACAACUUAAAAUGAAUUAUGUAUAUUACUCUGUUAAUGUGUAAUACAGUAAGAUAGGCUAAAAAUACCUGUUUACAUGAAGACAGAUGGAGCCUUUUUAAAAGUUAAAUUGUCACAGUACCUACACUUUUCAUUUAGAAAUGAUCUAGAAUGGCAGCUUUUGACAAAGUGUAAAGCACACCUCCGUCUCAUACUAGCACCUCUAACAUACAUGAAACAAUCAGUAUAACACUCACAAAUUCUAUUUGAGAAUACAUGGAAUGAAUCCAUCUUUUAACAUUUAUAAGGAAACCCCUGCUCAUUUGCACUCCUCUGUAGAAACUGCAGUAUGUUGCCCUAUAUGUACAAUUAGAUUUGUAAUUAAAAAUAUACUUUUUAUUAUGUAAUCAUGUUCUGAUAUGUCUCAUUACUUAGCCUUAUUUUACAAAAGUGGAAAAGAAGUCAUUGAAAUAUAUGUACCACAAAGAGGUAUCUGUUUGCUACUUGUAAAAAACAUGUAUUUCUUAAAUCAGUCCACCAAUAUGAUUGUGCAGUAUUAGCUUGCUAUUGCUGAUAUGUUGAUGUAAUAUAUUUGCUUAACUAAUGGGCAUUAUCAUCUAUGUAACUGUAAGAUUUAAAUAACUUAAAAUAAAGCAUGAUGACAAAUUUUUAGGGAAA